Molecule: messenger RNA, 3557 nt
Organism: Halichondria panicea
Lineage: Eukaryota; Metazoa; Porifera; Demospongiae; Suberitida; Halichondriidae
Product: probable ATP-dependent RNA helicase DHX34
Exons: 11
Coding region: 861-1799 (312 amino acids)
Source: RefSeq, a predicted model, not a curated record
AAUUGCUAUAUGCAUGCUAUACUAGCUAACUGGCUGGCUGGUUGCUUUCUUAUUAAUGUGUAGCUUGUUAAUGUUCAAUCAGAUCAAAUGUACGUGUACUGUUGUGUUUGCAUGGUGCAUCAGCUAUGUAGCUUGCAUAUUAUUAUAUAUUAUUGGUUGAAAGCUGUUACUUGUAAGGUGGUCGAUCUGUAGCCAGCCAGUCGCACAGUUCACACACUAACAGUACACAGAUAAUGACAUGAUUGAUGAUACCGUAAGAUCUCGAUUUAAAGCGACACUUUUUAUAAUUACGAAGCCAGAGGUUGCAUCUUUUGGAGGUUGAAAAAUUAUAUUGAAGUCCUGGUGUUGCAUAUUUAGAGGGUCGCAUCUAAUUGGAGGUAACUUUACAGAGUCUACUUGCCUCGAUUUCAGGCCGCUUAAAAACACUGAUUUUCCAGUGGGCUACAAUCGAGGCUAGGGAGUGGCUACAUUUACCUCUAUUUAGAACGCGACAUUAAAAAAUAAUUGUCAACGCAGCUGUCGCUACUUUUAGAGGUCAGAAAAUUGCUGAAGCUCCUGGGUGUUGCAUAUUUGGAGGGUCGCCUUAAAUCGAGGUCUUACGGUACUGUGAAUGCUCUCUGUAUGUCAUUCAUCACUCAGUGACAUGAUAACGAGGAGGAGUCUGUCACGUCGGAUCUCAAAGACCUCGAGUUUAAACUGUUACACGAUCUCCUAGCUGCAAGAGGCCAGUAAUGUGAGACGAAACUUCACGCUCAAGGACAUCAACCUGCUCAAGAUUGUCCUUUGCAGUGGCUUGUACCCUCAGCUGGCCAUUGCUGACGACUGUAACUCCAGACUUGAAACAAGUCUACCACACAAAGAUGAAGUCAUUUGCACUAUUACAUCCGACCAGUAUAUUCUCUACCAGUCCAGAGUACCUUCACCCUGAGGGCACGGACAAGUGCAAGGAGCUACUGGCCUAUGUUGAUCUCCUGGAGACCAAUAAACCAUAUCUGGUCAAUGCCGUGAGGGUGCCAGCUCUGCAGACCAUCUCCUUGUUCUCACAGAGUUUGGACACUAACAAUGACUGUACCAGGCUAAUUGCUGACAGCUGGUUGGAGCUCAAGUUCCCCAGUGCGGAGGUGGGGGAGAGGGUAGUGGAGCGUUCUAAGGAGGAUCGUUUCCACGACGAUUUUGAUGACACUUCAAAGACAGCUGCCCUCGAGACGUUGCUAGCGUCCAAACUAGCGGAGUUUCUGGACAGCUCUUUCCCCUACAAACUCGGUCAACUAUCAGCAGCUGGCAAGGAGCACCUUUACAAGGGACCACCCCCUGAUAACCAAGAAGCAGAAGCUGUUUCUAAAGAAGAGUCGAAAGAAUCUGAUACUGUAAAACCAGACAUGAAGCGACACCCACUGAAGGGAGGGUGGGCCAUCACUGAUUACCUCACUUAUGAUUGUCUGGAUGAUGGCACUUCCAGUACUUUGAGUAGCAGUGAUCACAUCAGUCGAGUGUGGAGCUGCCCUCAGUGUGAACAGAGACUGGCUGUUACCCUGGUCGAGCAGCUGCAACAUCAGGCCACCUGCAAGAAAGACAUGGAACAAGUUGCUGAACAAGACCUCGCUGCCAAGUCAGUAGACCCUACCCACCUCAAGUCCUACCAUUGCCCCGUGUGUGAACAGACCCUCCAACUGACUCCCAUAGAUAUCCUCAAACAUAAACCAAGAUGUUGUCUACAAAAGCUGAAGUCUGCGAUAUGGAUGAGUACGAAGAUGGUCUCGCUUUUCGAUUUGAAAUGCCCAAAGAGGAUCUAUCUUUGAGGGGUGUUUGCAUUGAAGAUGGUGUGCCCACGCUGCUUUUCAGUGUUGCUAAGAAAGUACCAACGAUUAUAGAGGAAGAAGUGGCCAUGUGUAUUCGUUUGAGCCAAGAAAACAAGCGUCCCGAGUUCUACUACAAUAGAUUUCUCCCUGACCACCCUCUUGCAGGAACUGGCCGACAUUUUAAGCAAUACAAGCCACUCUACAUGAGACGCACCUCUAUUGGGGAAACUCUUGCUGAAAUUGACUGGCAAAUGAAGUGCCUAAUGGUUGGUGUUCGUAGUGACAAGAAUAAGGAGAAAUUCUGGUCAUGGACUGAAAAAAGCAAUGUUGAUGGUUUGGCAAGUUUCGAAAACUUUGAACGUGAUCCAUCAAAGCAUGGUGGUGUGUACAUGAAAUGCAAGCGAGUAUCUAUUUGUGAAGAUGCAAACCAGAUUCUCUUUGAAGGAGAACCAGAAAUGGCAAUUGAUUCUGUGGAAUUUCCAGCAUAUUCACGUUACAUCACAGAACAUUUUGAUUCUAUUGCAUACUAUGACGAGCCACUUUUUCUCAAAAUGAAGGAGUACAUAAAGCUCAUUCUUGCUGUCGAGUGGCUGAAAGAAAAAGGAGUUCACUUCAGUCAGAACUGGAUACGAGAGCAUACAACACCCACGUACAAUCCCCCCAAAUCGUUACAAGUGGAACUCUCAGCUGAAGAAACCAACUCAACCAUGAAGCAGCUAAAAGAAGAGGCAAAGAAGGCAAUGAAAGGGCCUGAAGUGUUGCAAGCCCUCUCCCAAAGCAAGUACGUGGAUCGAGUCUCUGUUACGAAACCCACAGUGACAGUCAAAAGCAAAAAUUUUGAAGCUAAGUUUGAGCAAACGAUUGCUCAUCCUGAUUUUGAAAGAACAGCAGACUUGUAUGUGCCUCUUGUGCAGAAGAUAGUAGUGAGAGCUACCACACACGAUUUCGAUUUUCUCUAUGAAGGUAUGGACCCAAACAUGCCAGUCACCUUUGAUCCAGACACUAAAGAAACUGUUACGCCAGAAGUGAAAUCUUGGUCUGAGCUUAUGGGGGAAACUGAAUUCUUUCCUUGCAAAUGGCUGCAAGAUCCGAACGAUGUGAUGGUCAGAUCUCCAGCUCUCACUGGUGGCAUUUCAACUACUAACAUUCCUGUCCAUCGAGUAAACGAACAUGUACCUGUUCAAUCAACGCCAUGCCCACUUCAGGUGAAAGCAUCUAACUUUCGAAAGGUAGAAAAUAUACCAUCUUCUGCUGUUCCAGCACAGCCUGUGGUUAAUGCACCAUCAAGUAGUGCUCUUGUUAACAGGCCACCUAUUGCAACAGGUGGAGCACAGUUAAUGCAUGGACGGGAAGAUUCUUGCUCUAGUGUUGGAACGUCAAGAAAUGGGACGACAAUUAAACAACCAUCACUACACACUCACGGACUAAUAACACAGCUCAUUGCCGGGAAGGAGUUUGGGCCGCCUUUGAAUAUAUCCAUGCACCUCCGUCUGCCCCCUAAAGCUGAAGCAUCAGGCAACUGUGAUAGCGGAUACUCAAGCAUUGCAAGUACCCCUAUGUCUGGAUCUCGUCGAUUGCUCUAACAAAAAGAACAAUAUUUUUAGUACUGCUAUUGAUACUAUUGGUAUUUUUAUGUAGCUCGAGUAUAGCGACACCUCACUAGUGAUGUAUAGAUGCAACCUUUUUAGUUAGGCUAGUGGCUAGUAACGUAUAAUUUAUUGUUUACAAUUAAUGAUUAUUGAUAUUUUAUUUGGUUGA